This is a messenger RNA of Boleophthalmus pectinirostris (great blue-spotted mudskipper), 4023 nucleotides long. RefSeq names its product acyl-CoA thioesterase 13 (gene acot13). The transcript has 3 exons. The record is from RefSeq and is a predicted model, not a curated record. NCBI's taxonomy places the organism in Eukaryota, Metazoa, Chordata, Actinopteri, Gobiiformes, Gobiidae. Bases 78 to 506 code for a protein of 142 amino acids. Gene Ontology annotation, molecular function: fatty acyl-CoA hydrolase activity.
CGGAAUCACAUUGUAAAUGCAACAGUUUCCGGUUUGAAGUAAACACAAGUUUGACAUUGGACAUUUUCGCAUUAAAGAUGAGUUUAAUGUCUUUAAAUACAGUAAGGCAGCUGUUCAGAGCAAUGGCUGACACAUCAGGCUUUGAUCGAGUACUCAAUAAGGUGGAUGUCUUGUCUGCUAGCCCGGGGAAGGUAGUAUGUGAGAUGCAGGUGGCAGACGAGCACACAAACCGCGGGGGCACGCUACACGGUGGGAUGACCGCGACUCUGGUGGACGUAAUCUCCACCGUGGCCAUUAUGUACAGCGAGAGGGGCGCGCCAGGGGUCAGCGUGGACAUGAAUAUAACAUACAUGAAUGCUGCCAAGGUUGGGGAAGACGUCCUCAUCACCGCCCAGGUUCUGAAACAGGGAAGAACAUUGGCUUUUGCUACUGUUGACCUGACAAACAAAGCCACUGGAAAAAUGAUUGCUCAAGGAAGGCACACUAAACACCUCGGGAGCAGCUGAAACACACGUCUUUAGUCCAAACUCCAAUACUCUAACUGUUGAGCCUGUAAAUAUUUUGCUAUAUUACAUUCUCGUCAGUGAUUAUGAUUCAUGCACAUGCAAUAAAAAAGCGACAAAGAUGUAUUUUUUUCAGAAUGCUGUAUUGGGAUAUGCUCAGCUGUAUUGAGAGUCAACAGAAAAAUCCAGAAUCUUUUUACCAUUUCAACAGAACAAGAAUCAACAAGGAGCAAGUUAUUUGUUCAUUGUCAGUCUUAAACAAGCAAGCCCACAAGACCUUAUAAUAAUUUGAACACGAUAGCAAAUAAGUAGGUCAAAUUAAAUUAGUUUUAUGUUUUAAUUUCAAAACUGUCACCCACCAUAUUGGAGUCUCAACAACCCUAGUCCCAAAUAAAAAUCAAAACUGAUUUCAGUCACUUAAAAAUUAUAGUGCAUGAAGUGCUUGAACAUGAAAGACCUCCAAUAUUUAACCAGCAUGUUUCACCUCUGUUCAAUGCCACCUAACUCAUUCAAGAAUUUAACAAAGGCCAGUAGAAUUAUUCAAAGAAAAAGCAAAUGUUGCAAAAAGAGCUUAAGACCUGCAAAAACAAAUUCUAAGGCGGUGUAUAAGAAGCAGCACCUACACCAUAUGAUUUGACAAAUAUUGUUCAUCUUGUUAUCUCUUACACAGGUGUAUGAACACCAUUUCGCACCUGUCCUCGGGUAAAAGAAUGUGUCAAGUUGUUUUAGCACCCCCCUUGACAUUACAUACAAGCCGCAACAAUCCUUUCGUUUGACAAGGAUAUCACAUGUCCAUCUGAGAAACCCCAUGAAAACCUAUGUAUUGUAUGUUUAUGUUCUGAUGCAAGAGUUCCUCCAUAGACUGGUGCUGUUGACAGAGCGGCUCCAAGUGAACAACCAACCACUCAAAAAUCAAUGUUCGUGCAGGUUCAAAUAAAACAAACGGAUGAGGAGGAAAUGGAGGGGAAGGGGGGAAAAUGAAGGAAUCAAUCCAAAAUGGCAGAAAAGGGAUACUGGGAGGGUAAAAAAAAGAUGUGAACUGAAUCAAUAUCAGGUCAGGGAGGGAGGCGAGCGUGUGGGUAACAAAAAGGAGAGGUCCAAGCAAAAAUUCAAAAACGUGUAAAAGGAAACGAGAUGAGUACAUAAAUUUGCAUCUGUAGGCUUAGAUGGGAAGGAGGGUAGGGCUUUUCCUAUGUGGCUGCAUGGAGCAGGACACCCUAGUCUGGCAUAUAUGGGCGGAGAUGGUCCUCGAUGUCUCCAACACCCCAGCAGGUCAGCUGGUCCUGGGGCAGAUACAGGCAAAGGCUGCAUAACUUGAAAACUGUAGCCUUGGUCUUAGGCGUCUGCAACGGAGCAACAGAUGAAGAUUAAAUUUCAGAAAGACAGCUAUAGUAGUUUCAAAUUUAAGCUGAAGGACUAACCUGUAAGUGCUGUCUAUCCAUGAAAAGAAAUACAGACUGAGUAGGAUUGUUCAUGACCAUUCCAGCCUUGUCUUUACGACCCAAAGCAUGCAAGCACUGCUUCUCAUAGUCUCCGUGAUGAAAUUCAAACUUGGCCUGUUGACACCAAAGCAGACAAUCUUCUAUAAAUUUACCCUAGAAUUAAAAUAGCAGAUGUUUGUGGUCACGUAUGUGUAUUCUGACCUGAACAGGCCUAAAGGGUUCAUCAUCAGCCCCCUUCCAUCUGGAGAAUAGCAGACAUACAAUCUUCUCAAUAUCAUUGCGUGGCCAAAGAAUGAAAUCCAUCUCUUGAGUGCAGCCUAUUACAUCCUAAAAACAUAAGCUGUGUUAAGAAACUGUGUUUUAAAAACUUUAAUUAUAUAGUGUUUAGAAACAUACCCUUCGCAUUGACUGGUAGCGGGGCGCAUGUAGUUGCACAACGUCUUUUUGCAGGAGUUCUAUUGAACUCUCAAGAGAGUAGCUGGAAUCCCGCACACCUCUGAGGAUGUUUUCUUCAUAGUUGUUGGUCAUCACGGGCACCACUUCAGCUACCUCAAACAGAGCAGACUUCUUUUUCUGUAAUAAAUACAAAAAAUAGAGGUUGUGUGAGGAUGUGUAACAUAAACUACUGAUCUACUGUUGAAUAUUGUGUGAGCAAACCUUUUCUUUGAAAACGAAGGCUAUAUAAAUCUUGAAGUCAAACUGAUCAGCCAAAGACUCCCUUUUCUUUCGAAGCUGGGCACGAAGUCGAUUUCUUGUUUGAUUUCUUCGUGAAGUUGGGUCCCCCAUGGUUAGAUUUUGCCGGCUGUCUCGUUUAAUGCACAAUUGACAAAACUCUACUAUUGUUUUUCAGGUUGGAUAAAGGAUGACCAUUAACUACCCUCUUUAGCAACGCAUCAAACAACUCUAUACUAGAUCUGUGAAAUACCCACUAACUAUGAACAGAAAAUGUAAGCAAAUUAAAGACAAACUAAGUCAUUUUUUUCUAUUUGUAGAAGGACAGAGAGGAGGAAGGGGAAUGACUAUCAAACAAGACUACAUCUCCCUACUCAUUUUCCAGAAGUUCAAAUUUAAGACAUGACUCUUAAGUCGAUUUUGUCAUAAUAUCAAAAUGCCAUAGACACGUUUCAAAACUAAGAUUUAAACUAGACUAACUGAAAACGACUUCUGUAAGCUUCAAUGAAGUCAACUGGUUCUACUAAAAUUCAUUGCGGAAAUAUUUAGCAGGCGUAUUUGGAUAUAACAGAAUCUAGCAAGCAGACAAUAGGCUAUGCAUAAUUAGGGUAAUUUCAAAGUCCCUUAUCCAUGGCUGAGAUUUGUAUUAUUUCUGUAGAGUCGGCACUAUGAGCGUGUUAACACAGACAGACUGGGGAUAUAGACGAACAUGGCAGGUAAAUACAGAUGCCAAGAUAUAGUGGCACCGGGGAACAUCUAGGGCCAGCGUAAGUUGACAUUUCCUGGAGUUUAGUGCCACUCACUCGGCCCUGCGCAGCCUGUAGUGCUGCCACGGCUGAGACUCAUGGUUUGGUCGUAUUAUUAGCCUUACCUUGGCAUUCACUUCCAACACUAACUAGUAGUGACUGCCUGUACAGCUACAUUUUAUCUUUCGAACUUGGCUCAUUUGAGGCAUGUGUGUGCUUAUCUAGCGUCCGGUCACCAUUUCUCACGCUCACAUUUUUCGCCCUGUGCAAUAUAAAUGCCAAGUGCUAUCAGAUUAAAAUGACUAUGCGGUUUGUUGAAUUAACUAGUUUUAUUCUGCAUUUUAGCCAAAGUAGUCGCUACGGGACGCUAAACAACAGCGAGAUUGCCCCUUCACGUCUCCAGUUGAGUUGUUGUUGUUUGCUAGCUCUCUUUUCCUUCGUCGUCACAACCCUCGUCUCGCCCUGCCGCAUGCCAUGUCAAGAUAAAUCGACAAUCCAGCGACGAUCCUCCGUCCUUUCAUUCGACGUGCUGUGUGGUGUCUCCCGGAGGGCCCAUCGUUAAUGGCGUGUCGUCCAGUGUUUGUUGGAGUGGUUUCUUUGUGUGUAUUUUGGUAGCUAAUAUUGUCACUCGCGGUUCAGCAGCUCAAGCUUUCUCCAAAA